Messenger RNA from Rhinichthys klamathensis goyatoka, 2823 nucleotides. Its product is annotated as NLR family CARD domain-containing protein 3-like. NCBI's taxonomy places the organism in Eukaryota, Metazoa, Chordata, Actinopteri, Cypriniformes, Leuciscidae. Gene Ontology annotation, molecular function: protein binding. The transcript has 9 exons. Bases 1 to 2823 code for a protein of 940 amino acids. The record is from RefSeq and is a predicted model, not a curated record.
AUGCUAUUGCACAGAGAGAGAUCAAACCCACCGGAGUCCAGCUGUGUGUCAAUGAAGAGCGACCAGUCUAUGGGCAAGCCAAUACAAUUUAAGGGAAGACACACAUCAGCUGAUCUGAGAGAGAGAUCAAACCCACCGGAGUCCAGCUGUGUGUCCAUGAAGAGCGACCAGUCUAUGGGCAAGCCAAUACAAUUUAAGGGAAGACACACAUCAGCUGAUCUGAGGGAGAGAUCAAACCCACCGGAGUCCAGCUGUGUGUCCAUGAAGAGCGACCAGUCUAUGGGCAAGCCAAUACAAUUUAAGGGAAGACACACAUCAGCUGAUCUGAGACUCGCUCCCUCUGUCAAAUUCGAGGGAUUCAAAUCAAUUCUGAAGAAGAAGUUUCAGUGUCUGUAUGAAGGAACAGCAAAAGACGGAAGCCCAACACUCCUAAAUGAGAUCUACACAGAGCUCUUCAUCACAGAGAGUGAAAGUGGAGGGAUCAAUAAUGAGCAUGAGGUGAGACAGAUUGAGACACUAUCCAGGAGAGCAGCAACAGAUGACACACCAAUAAAAUGCAAUGACAUCUUUAGACCUUUACCUGGACAAGACAAACCCAUCAGAACUGUGAUGACAAAGGGAGUCGCUGGCAUUGGAAAAACCGUUUCUGUGCAGAAGUUCAUUGUGGACUGGGCUGAAGGGAAAGCAAAUCAGGAUGUCCAGCUAAUUUUUCCACUUCCUUUUAGAGAGCUCAAUCUCAUGAAGGACAAAAAACUCAGUCUUUCAUAUCUUUUUCAGAUUUUGUUUACUGAAGCAAAAGGAAUGCAAAUAUGUAGUGAUGAAUAUAAAGUUUUAUUCAUCUUUGAUGGUCUGGAUGAGUGCCGUCUGUCUCUGGAUUUUCAGAGCAAUGUGAGGUUGUGUGAAGUAAGUGAAUCAGCCACAGUGGACGUGCUCCUGACAAACCUCAUGAAGGGCAAUCUGCUUCCCUCUGCUCUCAUCUGGAUCACCUCAAGACCAGCAGCAGCUGAUCUCAUCCCCUCUGAGUGUGUUGAUCGAGUGACAGAGGUGCGAGGCUUCAAUGACCCACAGAAGGAGGAAUACUUCAGGAAGAGAAUCAGUGAUCAGAGUCUGGCCGAUAGAAUCAUCACACACCUGAAGUCAUCAAGGAGCCUCCACAUCAUGUGCCACAUCCCAGUGUUCUGCUGGAUAUCAGCCACUGUUCUUGAGGGAAUGUUGUUGAAAUCGUGGAAAGGAAAGAUCCCCAAGACUGUCACUCAGAUGUACACACACUUCCUGAUCCUUCAGACAAACAUUAAACAUGAGAAGGACUAUGAGAAGGAAGCGAAAGAUGAAGACAUGAUUUUCAAACUAGGGAAAUUAGCUUUCCAGCAGCUUGUGAAAGGCAACUUGAUCUUCUAUGAGGAAGACCUGAGAGAGUGUGGUAUUAAUGUGACAGAAGCAUCAGUGUACUCUGGACUGUGCACUCAGAUCUUUAGGGAGGAGUUUGGCUUGUAUCAGGGGAAAGUCUUCUGCUUUGUUCAUCUGAGCAUUCAGGAACAUCUAGCAGCUCUAUAUGCGCACCUCUCCUUUACAGACUACACAAAUGUGUUUGAUCAAACCACAGAACAAAAUAUCUUAUCUAAGGUUUUAAACUGGAUGAAUAGUCAUUCAUUAUCUGGGCUGCAUAAAAAAGCUGUGGAUGAGGCUUUACAGAGUAAGAAUGGACACCUGGACCUUUUCCUGCGUUUCCUGCUGGGUCUCUCACUGGAGUCCAAUCAGACACUCUUACGAGAACUACUGACACAGACAGGAAGCUGCUCCUACAACAAAGAGGAAACCAUUCAGUACAUCAAACAGAAGAUCAGAGAGAAUCCGUCUCCAGAAAGAUCCAUCAAUCUGUUUCACUCUCUGAAUGAACUGGGUGAUGAUUCACUGGUGCAGGAGAUCCAAGAUUAUCUGAGAUCUGGAAAAAUAAGUAAAACCAAACUCACUUCUUCACAGUGGUCAGCUCUAGUUUUUGUGUUGCUGACAUCAGAGCAGAAGAUGGAAGAGUUUGAUCUAAAAAAAUUUAUUGGAGGACAAAACACAGCAGAUGAAGUUCUUCAAAAACUGCUGCCUGUGAUUAAAGAAACCAGAUCAGCUCAGUUGUGUAGGUGUGGUGUCACAGACAAAGGUUGUAAUGUUCUGGCUUCAGCUCUGUCAUCAAACCCCUCGCACCUGAAAGAACUGAAUCUGUCUGGAAAUAAACUACAAGAUGCAGGAGUGAAGCUUGUCUCAGAUGGACUGAAGAAUCCUCACUGUACCCUGGAAACACUGCGGUUGAUUGAUUGUGGUAUCACAGAUAAGGGUUGUGCUGUUCUGGCUUCAGCUCUGAGAUCAAACCCCUGCAACCUGAAAGAACUGAAUCUGUCAGGAAAUAAACUAAGAGCAUCGGGAGUGAAUCUACUCUCUAAUGGACUGGAGGAUCCUCACUGUAAUCUUGAGAUACUGUGGUUGAUUGAUAGUGGUGUCACAGAUAAAGGUUGUGCUGCUCUGGGUUCAGCUUUGAGAUCAAACCUCUCACACCUGAGACAUCUCAAUCUGUCUGGAAAUAAACUACAAGACAAAGGAGUGGAUCUGCUCUCUGCUGGACUGAAGGAACCCGAAUGUAAACUAGAAACAUUGUGGUUGAUGGAUUGUAGUGUCACACAUAAAGGUUGUGCUGCUCUGGCUUCAGCUCUGAGAUCAAACCCCUCACACCUAACAAAACUGGAUUUGACUGGAAAUUUUCUUGCAAUGUCAGAAGUAAAUCUGCUUUUUGCUCUGAAGGAUGAUCCGCAUUAUAAACUGAAGACACUUCUGUGA